GCGCGUAGUACACCGAAGGCCUUGAACAUUUCUGGUGCAGGUUCCAAAUGACAAGAAAUUUCUCUACGGGAAUCUAAAAUGCACCACGCCAGUUUUGCUGUCUCUGUCCAGAUAUUUAGGAAGUGGAGCAAGGGAUUCACUCGAUCAUCCUUCCUGCUCAGGCUGUGGGGAGGAUUUCACUCUAUCAUCUGACCGACUGGCACGCCUGUCAUUUUAAACAGGUGAUUCCCAUUCAUCUGCUCAGACGGUAUGAAUGGAUUCAGAUAUUUCAGCUAAAGGGACAUCAGCAAGUUCACACUGGGACAAUGCCAUUCACCUGAUCUCUGUGUGAGAAGGGAUUCAGUAGGUGUUCCCUCCUGUGAACAAACCUGUCAAUUCACACUGGGGCAGAGGCCUUUCACCCGCUCAGACUGUGUGAAGGGAUUCACUAAGUCAUCCACCCUAAUGGCUCACCAACGAGUUCACACUGGGGAGAGACCGUUCACCUGCUCAGACUGUGGGAAAGGCUUCAGCUGCUCAUCUAAACUGAAGGUACAUCAGAGAAUUCACACUGGGGAGCGGCCAUUCACCUGCUCAGACUGUGGGAAGGGAUUCACUCAGUCAUCUGAACUGACGGUACAUCAGAGAGUUCACACUGGGGAGCGGCCGUUCACCUGCUCAGACUGUGGGAAGGGAUUCACUCAGUCAUCUAAAUUGAAGGUACAUCAGCAAGUGCACACUGGGGAGAGGCCAUUCCCCUGCUCAGACUGUGGGAAGAGAUUCACUCAGUCAGCCCACCUACGAGCACACAGGUCAGUUCACACUGGGGAGAGGCUGUUUACCUGUUCAUACUGUGGGAAGGGAUUCAUUUUGUCGACUCAGCUACUGAGACACCAGUCAGCUCACACUGGGGAGAAGCCAUACACCUGCUCAGUGUGUGGGAAGGGAUUCACUCGGUCAUCCGCCCUAAUGGCUCACCAGCGGGUUCACACCGGUGAGCGGCCGUUCACCUGCUCGGACUGUGGGAAGAGAUUCACUCAGUCAUCUCACCUACAAGCACACAGGUCAGUUCACACGGGGGAGCGGCCAUUUACCUGCCCGUACUGUGGGGAGGGUUUCACUUUGUCAUCUCAGCUACUGAGACACCAGUCAGUACACACUGGGGAGUGGUCGUUCACCUGUUCAGACUGUGGGAAGGGAUUCACUCAGUCAUCUCAACUGAAGGUACAUCAAAGAGUUCACACUGGGGAGCGGCCGUUCAGCUGCUCAGACUGUGGGAAGGGAUUCACUCGCUCAUCUGAACUGAAGCUACAUCAGCGAGUUCACACUGGGGAGAGGCCGUUCACAUGCUCAGUCUGUGGGAAGCGAUUCACUCGGUCAUUUCAUCUGAAGGUACACCAGCGAGUUCACACUGGGGAGAGGCCGUUCACCUGCUCAGACUGUGGGAAGGGAUUCUCUUGCUCAUCUCAACUGAAGGUACAUCAGCGAGUUCACACUGGAGAGAGGCUGUUCAGUUGCUCAGACUGUGGGAAGGGAUUCACACAGUCAUCCCACCUACAAGCACACCGGUCAGUACACUCUGGGGAGAAGCCAUUCACCUGCUCAAGCCUGAAUUAUACCUCUGAGUAGGCACUAUGGUGUAGCAUAUGCAGUAGCCCAUGCAUGUUGUCUACACAGUUGUGAGCAUUUCUACUUGUGUGUUUGUGUGCCUGCGUUGCUCUGCCAAAACGCUAGUUGAUGUUGGGGUGCUAUUCCACUGUGUUGAAUUGACUCGAGUGGAGUUGGGAACGAUGGCAACUGCUGAGUUCAUCUUUUUGGAGUUGGAGCUAAUGGAUGUUGCACAAGAGUUACUUUUAUUGAAAUUACUGCAGCGCAGAAAGAGAGAAAUUUUUCCAUUUCUUUGUGCAGUCCAUGACGUCCAAGCCGCUCUUGUGGAAAUUUCUUUCCACAAAUUUGAUGCCAUUUUCAAGUCUUUAUUGUGUGCCGGUGAAGAGUCGUGCAAAUGUACAUAUUUUCUGACUUCCUCACUUACCCUCUCCUCAAUUUGUUCCAUUUUCCAACUUUGAAACAACAGGAUAUGCGUAGGAGGAAACUGGCUGCUGCCAAGUAGAUCAAUCACAGUUCUUGCUGUCUGUGUCACCACGAUGCAUAGUUACAGUUUUGGGAAUGUGCACGUUAGGCUACAUUAGGCAAAAGACUCUCUUGGAGGCGCUACAUGGAGUCGCUUU
Molecule: messenger RNA, 2207 nt
Organism: Hypanus sabinus (Atlantic stingray)
Lineage: Eukaryota; Metazoa; Chordata; Chondrichthyes; Myliobatiformes; Dasyatidae
Product: zinc finger protein 229-like
Exons: 2
Coding region: 445-1608 (387 amino acids)
Biological process (GO): regulation of transcription by RNA polymerase II
Cellular component (GO): nucleus
Molecular function (GO): RNA polymerase II transcription regulatory region sequence-specific DNA binding; DNA-binding transcription factor activity, RNA polymerase II-specific
Source: RefSeq, a predicted model, not a curated record